Xenopus laevis (African clawed frog) is the source of this 1722-nucleotide messenger RNA. RefSeq names its product seryl-tRNA synthetase 1 L homeolog (gene sars1.L). Gene Ontology annotation, molecular function: aminoacyl-tRNA ligase activity; ATP binding; serine-tRNA ligase activity. Gene Ontology annotation, biological process: tRNA aminoacylation for protein translation; seryl-tRNA aminoacylation. Gene Ontology annotation, cellular component: cytoplasm. NCBI's taxonomy places the organism in Eukaryota, Metazoa, Chordata, Amphibia, Anura, Pipidae. The record is from RefSeq and is marked provisional.
CCGGCUCUAGCCACAAGCGAUAUCUGCUAUACAGUAGUAGUGGAAGCCAAUUCAUUUAUCUCGGGAGCUGAGCAUCGCCGCAGUCAACAUGGUUUUAGAUUUAGAUCUUUUCCGGGAGGACAAGGGAGGAAACCCGGAGCUCAUCAGAGAGACUCAGAGAAAAAGAUUCAAGGACCCGGGACUGGUAGACGCAUUGCUGAACUCAGACACAGCCUGGAGAAAGUGCCGGUUUCAGGCAGACAAUCUUAAUAAACAGAAAAAUCUUUGCAGCAAAAUCAUCGGGGAGAAAAUGAAGAAAAAGGAACCUUUGGGAGACAGUGAUGUGCUUCCUGAAAAUAUCCAGCUUGACCAGCUGACAGCUGAAAUUCUCAGUGCUUUGUCAGUUACACAGAUAAAGAGACUGCGGGUUUUAAUAGAUGAAGCCAUAACCGCAACUGACUCAGAACGUAUCAAGCUGGAAGGGGAGAGAUUUGAAAGUUUACGUGAGAUUGGGAACCUGCUUCACCCAACAGUGCCUAUCAGCAAUGAUGAGGACAAUGAUAACAAGGUGGAACGCACUUGGGGAGACUGUGAAGUUCAAAAGAGAUACUCGCAUGUGGACCUUGUGGUUAUGGUGGAUGGCUUUGAGGGUGAAAAAGGAGCUGUAGUAGCUGGGAGCAGAGGAUAUUUCUUAAAGGGUCCACUGGUGUUUCUAGAGCAGGCCCUAAUACAGCUUGCUUUGCAUACUCUGGCAGAAAAGGGAUACACCCCAAUAUAUACCCCAUUCUUCAUGAGGAAAGAGGUCAUGCAGGAGGUGGCCCAGCUCAGUCAGUUUGAUGAAGAACUGUACAAGGUGAUAGGUAAAAGCAGUGAAAAAUCUGAUGACAACUCUAUAGAUGAGAAGUACCUGAUAGCCACUUCAGAACAGCCAAUAGCUGCAUUACAUCGGGAUGAGUGGCUGAAGCCUGAAGAUUUACCUAUACGAUAUGCUGGCCUAUCAACCUGUUUCCGGCAGGAAGUGGGGUCCCAUGGAAGGGACACACGAGGCAUAUUUAGAGUACACCAGUUUGAGAAGAUUGAGCAGUUUGUUUAUGCCUCACCUCAUGAUAACAAGUCCUGGGAAAUGUUAGAAGAAAUGAUUAUGACAGCCGAAUCAUUUUACCAGAUGCUGGGCAUCCCAUAUCGUAUUGUGAAUAUUGUUUCAGGCUCAUUGAAUCAUGCUGCCAGUAAGAAGCUGGAUUUAGAGGCCUGGUUUCCUGGCUCCAGUGCAUUCAGAGAGCUGGUCUCUUGUUCUAACUGCACUGACUACCAAGCCCGUCGGCUGCGGAUCCGCUAUGGACAGACAAAGAAGAUGAUGGAUAAGGUAGAGUUCGUACACAUGUUAAAUGCUACUAUGUGUGCCACAACCCGUGUAAUUUGCGCAAUCCUAGAGAACUAUCAGACAGAGGAAGGCAUAGUUAUACCAGAGAAACUCAGGGACUUUAUGCCUCCAGGUCUAAAGGAUAUUAUAAAGUUUGUAAAACCAGCUCCAAUUGACCAGGAACUCUCCAAAAAGCAGAAGAAGCAACAGGAAAGAGGAAAGAAGACAGAAAAUUGUGGUUUAGAUUCUCAAAUGGAGAACAUGAAUGUUAAUUCAGCUUAAGAUAUUUGGCCCUCACACUGUAUACCCUUUCUGUCUUGUAUGCUGCCUCUUGCAUUUAACUACAUCCCAUCGAUCAGAUCAUUAAAUUAUUGAAAAUCUGA